AAGUUAUUAGGAAUAACAGUUUACCUACCUCAGCCCAACUCUACCCUUAUAAAACCCUAAUCAGCCUCCACAGUCACCUCCACCUUCCAAACCCUAAUGUUCCAACUUCCACCCUCAUCCUCCUCUACAUUCCCACAAAUGGCUCUCAACCAAUCCCAACUCACCCUCGUCUCCUUCCUCAUCUCCACCCUCCUCGCCGCUACCGCCGCACAGUCAUCAAACUCCUGCAAUUCAGCUCUCGCAAGCCUGUCGCCCUGUCUGAACUACAUCACAGGCAGGGCAACAACGCCACCGAGCUCGUGUUGCUCCCAACUCCGCUCAUUGGUCAAUUCGGAACCUCAAUGCCUCUGCACGCUGCUCAACGGAGACGCCGGUUCGGCGUUUGGUAUCUCCAUUAACAAGACUCAAGCGCUCGCACUGCCCGGCGCCUGCAACGUUCAGACGCCGCCGAUCGACCAAUGCAGUACAUCUUCGUCGGCACCGUCCAGCGGUUCUCCAUUGUCUCCGGACAGUCCUUCGGGCGGUGGAUCGAACGAUGUUCCAUCAGUGGGCACAAGUGCAGCAAAUGGAAGCACAAUUGAAAUUUCUAUCAAGCUUGUUCUCAGUUUGAUUUUUGUGAUUGUGUUUUCUUCUGCUUCAGCUUUCAGUGUAUAAGAUUUCUGGAGUUGAUGUUGGUUUUUGGGAUGAUUAGUAUUAUUUUUCAGGGUUGUUGCUGCAUUACCGUUAUAUGAGUAAUUAUGUUGAAUACACAGAUUUGUAUUGGUUAGUUCUGUUGGUGAAGGAUAUGUAGUCAUUAAUCUACUAAA
Phalaenopsis equestris is the source of this 806-nucleotide messenger RNA. RefSeq names its product non-specific lipid transfer protein GPI-anchored 2-like. The record is from RefSeq and is a predicted model, not a curated record. The coding region runs from base 97 to 654 and encodes 185 amino acids. Gene Ontology annotation, biological process: lipid transport. The transcript is spliced from 2 exons. Gene Ontology annotation, molecular function: lipid binding. NCBI's taxonomy places the organism in Eukaryota, Viridiplantae, Streptophyta, Magnoliopsida, Asparagales, Orchidaceae.